ACAAGCAAAAGCUAAAUCAUUCUGUCAUUGUAAUUUUUUUGCCGGAUCGCGGUUAAGUUUUUAACUUAUUAUUAAGACUUAACAAAAUAAAAAGCGUUAACAACUACUUCUUUAAUAACGUUUUAUUAGUAAAAGUAUUACAACAAAUUAUUCAAAUUCAUAAUGAGUUCCAUUGGAACAGGGUAUGAUCUUUCUGCAUCACAAUUCUCACCUGACGGUCGAGUUUUUCAAGUUGAAUACGCCGCUAAAGCAGUAGAGAACUCUGGCACAGUCAUCGGUCUUCGAGGUAAAGAUGGAGUCGUGUUUGCUGUUGAGAAGUUAGUGACAUCAAAAUUGUAUGAACCUGGUGCCAACAAAAGAAUUUUUCAUGUAGAUGCACAUGUAGGAAUGGCUGUUGCGGGCUUAAUCUCUGAUGCAAGACAAAUUGUUGAGACAGCACGCACUGAAGCAUCCAACUACAGAUCACAGUAUGGCAUCCAAGUGCCUCUGAAGUACCUCAAUGAGCGUGUUUCCAUGUACAUGCAUGCCUACACUUUAUACAGUGCUGUCCGUCCUUAUGGCUGCUCCGUGGUUAUGGGCUCCUGGUCAGAACAUGAAGGUCCACAGAUGUACAUGUUAGAUCCCAGCGGUGUAUCAUUUUCAUACUUUGGAUGUGCUGUGGGCAAAGCGAAACAAGCGGCUAAAACUGAAAUUGAAAAGCUCAAACUUGCUGACAUGACUGUUAAGGAGUUGGUGAAGGAAGCAGCAAGAAUUAUUUAUUUAGUUCAUGAUGAGUUAAAAGAUAAGCAGUUUGAAUUGGAGCUGUCGUGGGUGUCUAAAGACACAAGAGGCCGUCACCAGCUGGUGCCUCGCGAGGUCGCGUCUGAAGCGGAGAACCAAGCUAAACAGGCUCUGGCUGAUAUUGAAGACUCUGAUGAUGGUGAAAUGUGAGACAAUCUGUUAGUUAAUAAAUUCUUAUGAUCACUAUGUC
Papilio xuthus (Asian swallowtail) is the source of this 970-nucleotide messenger RNA. NCBI's taxonomy places the organism in Eukaryota, Metazoa, Arthropoda, Insecta, Lepidoptera, Papilionidae. The record is from RefSeq and is a predicted model, not a curated record.